AGCUUCCCGCUUUUGUUUGCGUUUGUUUUGGACUCCGCUUAGCGACGCCUCAGCGAGCACGGCAGCGGACACGGCACACACACACACACACACACACUUUCAGGACGUUUUUCAACACCUUAGGAUCAUAGAAAGAGAACAAAAUGUUUCUGGCAGACAUUUAUCUCAAUGUAACGUGAGCAUUUAUUCAGAGUCUGGCGCUGUGAAGCUGAACUGCUAGGUUGUCGGUGGAAAAAAAAAAAAGAAGGGGGGGGGGGAUGCUAGGUUGCUAGCGUUCUCCAGCUACGUUAGCUGAGUUAGCUUAGCUGUGUGAAAGAUGCCAGGUGUUUUCUAGCGAGAUUAGAAGACUUUGUGGAGGCACAGACGAGCUGAAGCUAGAUUCAGAUAGAAGGCAUUUCCAGCUUCUCAGAUGAAUCUGCUUAGCUAGCGCAACGCCUGUUAGCUCGCUUUGAAGAAUUAGCUAGUUUGGCACCCGCGCGAGCGUUUCCACACCAGACCGGUCUGAGGAAUGGCCACCGCUUCCGGUUUCUCUUCAGGCGUGAGCGGCUCGCGGAGCGGCCCGUCUCUGUCCGCGUCCACGUCCGGAUCUGGUGGCCAGGCGCAGGGCAUGGCGGUGGUGUGGGAAUGGCAGGAUGAUGCCGGUUCGUGGCGACCGUACAGCGGUCAGGUAAGCUGCUUUAUAGAGCAGUGUCUCCAGCAUCAUCGGAGCGCAGGCCCAGCUGUCACCACCAUCUCCCUGGGGCAGAGUGACCCGAGCCUGGCCGCCUACAUCAUCGACAUCCCGAGCCUCAAGCAGUUCAGACAAGACACCGGUAAGAUCCGCUCGGUGCGACGCAGCCUGUUCCCACAGUCGACGGCACUUGUCAAUGGCGUGCUCUGGGAAUGGGCCAACGAUGAGGGCGGCUGGACAACGUAUGAAAUGCACACGUCUGGUUUGCUGGAGCACAGUUACCUAGCACGGCAGACCACGGUGGACUUGGGACCACACAGACAAAACUACGUGGUGGACCUCACAUCGCUCGAACAGAUCAACAAGAGCUCUGGUUAUCGGCGGCGCGUGCGCAGGCAGGCCGGUACGCCGUACCCUCCCGCGGCAGCCUCGGGGACGGGUUCGGUCAUCCACUCCGGCCCGGCGUGCACAUGCCAGCAGUGUUUGAGCCAUGGACCCAUGCCUGGCCGUUCGCGCCACUCUUUCUCAGCAGGAGCCGGUCCAUCCUCUGCGUAUUCUCCGUAUCCCAGAAGGCCGCUCUCUGUAGGGAACAUGGCUUGGGGAGGACCCUGGAGCCCAGCAGCUACUUCUAUGGCUCAGCAUCCAGGUCCGGUGCAGUCCUUUCCAGCUACUCCCAAUGGAUUGAGCAUUCCAUCAAUUCCCUUACAGCUGAACGGCUCCAGCAGCGUGAGUGCAGCCCUGGCAGGCAUGGCUUCCAUUUUGAUGUCAGCAGCAGGACUGGGAGUUCGCUUCAUGACCAGCCCCCCCGGCAGGCCCAACCAAGCCCAGGCCAGCUCCGUUAAGAGGGCAAAGAGACAGCACAGGACAGCUGCCCAGAAACCGGAAGAGGUCAUUAAGAAAUACAUGGAGGAAGUGCGCGUGAUCCCCGACGAGGAUUGCAUGAUUUGCAUGGAGCGUCUGUCGUGUCCUUCCGGCUACGACAGCCCUGAAGGGGGCAGCCAGGCCCUGCAGCCCAGCACAGUGGGCAAGUUCACCAAGUGUGGACACACCUUACACAUGCUCUGCAUGCUGGCCAUGUACAACAAUGGCAACAAGGAUGGCAGCCUGCAGUGUCCUUCUUGCAAGACAAUCUAUGGUGAAAAGACCGGCACUCAACCAAAGGGCAAGAUGGAAAUAUACAGCAUCCCACAAUCCCUCCCUGGCCACCCAGACUGCGGCACUAUACAGAUAAUCUACAACAUCCCACCUGGAAUACAGGGCCCCGAGCACCCAAAUCCCGGCCAGCCUUACACCUGUCGAGGUUUUCCUCGCUUCUGCUUCCUGCCUGACAACGACAAGGGCAGAAAGGUGCUGGAGCUGCUGAAGGUGGCGUGGACGCGGCGGUUGAUCUUUACAGUAGGCACGUCCAACACGACAGGCGAGCCCGACACAGUGGUGUGGAACGAGAUCCACCACAAGACUGAGAUGAUGUCGAACGUAUCAGGCCACGGCUACCCAGACCCCAACUACCUGGACAAUGUCCUGGCAGAGCUGGCAGCACAGGGCGUAAACGAGGACUGCCUGAAAAGGGACACGCCUCGGCCACGUGAGCCAGAGUAGCUUUCCCAACCCCGCGCAAAAUCGACACAAUCGCUAAAUCAGGCUCGACAAUACAGAGACACUGUGUAAGACCAUAGUAAGAUUUUAAGCAUGUAGAAAUGCUUGGAUUAAUGGCGUAUAAUCAUAAGAUGCCGUCACUGGAAAAUUGCAUCUUUGGCAAAAAAAAAAAAAAAAAAAAAAAGAA
This is a messenger RNA of Hemibagrus wyckioides, 2453 nucleotides long. It is a transcript of the gene dtx2, whose product is annotated as deltex 2, E3 ubiquitin ligase. Gene Ontology annotation, molecular function: ubiquitin protein ligase activity; zinc ion binding. The transcript is spliced from 9 exons. The record is from RefSeq and is a predicted model, not a curated record. Lineage: Eukaryota; Metazoa; Chordata; Actinopteri; Siluriformes; Bagridae. Gene Ontology annotation, cellular component: nucleoplasm. Gene Ontology annotation, biological process: protein ubiquitination; Notch signaling pathway. The coding region runs from base 509 to 2269 and encodes 586 amino acids.